Messenger RNA from Aspergillus clavatus NRRL 1, 2655 nucleotides. RefSeq names its product DnaJ domain protein. The transcript has 3 exons. The coding region runs from base 1 to 2655 and encodes 884 amino acids. Lineage: Eukaryota; Fungi; Ascomycota; Eurotiomycetes; Eurotiales; Aspergillaceae. The record is from RefSeq and is a predicted model, not a curated record.
AUGGUGAAGGCGGACGUGCGCAGGGAUUAUUAUGCGGACUUGGGUCUUACGCCUAGUGCAGACGCCGAGGAUGUCAAGAAGCAGUUUAGGCGGCUAGCACUCAAGUACCAUCCCGAUCGAAACCCAGGUCGGGAGUUAGAAUUCAACGCCAAGUUCCAGGCUAUCCAGGCUGCCCACGAGAUCCUCAGUGACCCGCACCAACGGCUCAAGUACGAUACAGACAGGCUACGUGCUGGAUACGGCAAAUUCUACGGACCCCCCAGGGCCAACACAUCUCGAAAAACUCCUACAAGUCCCUACGCCGCCACGCCGAAUGCCAAACCCCAACCCCCCAAGCCGCAGUUCUCAGGACGCCCGCAGUCUUUCCAUAAUGGUCCCUCGACGGGUGCGCAACGCUUCGCCAGCUACGCGAGAGCCGCCCCCAGACAACCGUGGGAGAAGAUGCAGGAUGAUGGACAAACCAGGGCAGAUGCGUAUCGCGGGUUCCAGGAGAUGAAGGGCAACUCCACACCGGGCUGGUCGCAGUUCGACCCCCGCACUGGACGGGCAGGGUAUUCAGGAGCUGCGCCUCGACCGGACGGUACACCGAACAAGCAGUCCACCAGACCCAAGUCCGCGUACGAAUACUUCAAGACGUCUCCUAAGGCGACAGGCGCCGAGUCAUCAUCCCGCCCGCAAUCUACGCGGAAGAAGCAAGGCUUUGCCCCUCGCACUGCCGGUGGUGACGAGCCCAUGGCGGCAAAUACCUCGUCGUACACGAGUGUCCCUCGGAGGGAGAGAUUCCAGACGUCUGACCCUGUCUUUGAAUCCGUACCGUCCCCAACCGCAAAGAAACCUGCGACACCGUCCGACCAUCGUGCGGAAAGUACUAGAACGCCGGACUUUGAGCGGACGAGCAGCAGAUACGCGGGCACCGGCGGUGAGAAGACAUUUAUCUCGAGUUCCUGGCUUGGACGGGAAAGUCGCCGCAAUUCACCCGAGGGUGCCAGAAAUUUCUCACGGACGAAUCCUCCGAGCCCGACUCCUGCUCCAUCAGGACGGCAUCAAAGUGCUAGCCCCAAACUGAGGAAGGAUAGAAGUCAGCACUACGACUCUACGAGCUCCAGUGGCACUGAGGAGGAUGAAUUCCUCCCCAGAAAACCAAAGGCAGUGCCCAAGAGCAGGCUCCGAAACCAGAAGUUCUCUCAUUUCCGUUCUCAAGCCGAUCUCAAUUCUGAGAAUGAAGGACACAACUCCGCUGGUGCUGCUUCUGACGAAACUCCUUCAACUCGGUAUGAUACUCUCGCUCUCCUGAUACAAGAGUCCUUCGAGCUGACAAAGUUACUCGCGUGUAGGACUUCGGCUUCCAAGACUGCUCACGACCCAGGAUCUUUCAAGAGUAGCAGUCAUGAUGACCUGCGUGGAUCGUUUGCCGCUGGUAAUUGGGGUGGUGAUUUUGGGUUUGACUCCUUUGCUCCAGACGCAUGGAUCAAUAGUCCUAAUGGCCGCGGACGAACGUCGGCAAGAGCCAGUCCGACACGCGCAGGUCAGGCUGGAGGCGACCAGUCCCGCUCGGCAUCGACUUCCCAGCAACAACCACCUACUCCAUUCGCUGAAGCAAAGUUUUUGGCAGACGACUGGGCUGCGAAGCUCAAGGAUUUGAAAUUCGCCAUGCCGGACCAUGGCGAAGCACGACCGCAAGCGCAGGCAAAUACCCAGCGGCAGCGAAGCCCGAGAAAACAGACCAGGGCAGGCGCCAAGCUGCGACCCACGCCGCAACGGGCCAGUGUUGCUACAGAGGCUGAGGAGUCUCACGCGACUGUUGAUGGUGAUAACAAACAGGAAACCGCCGGCGCGAAUACUGAGCAGGCAGAGGCUAUGGAUCUUGAUGACGAAAUCCCUGCGGCAACUGUCGAGACCGCUCCCGCACCAGAACAGGCAUCCAGAGAUCCUACACAAGAAAUGCCACCACCUCCCUCACAGCCACCUACGGAAACCCCCAGCGCAAACGCUGCUCCCAAGGCCAAGACUCGCCUGUUCAACCUGAAUGACCUCGGCACCACAGCCCCGUUCACGAGUACAAACCACGGCGGGAUUGACGACUUGGAGGACAUUCACGCAACGCUACCCUUUGAGUCACGCGCAAAGGCCCCGAGGACAACGGUUCGGGAUGUUCGUCCAAGACAGCUGGUCUGUCCGAAUCCACCCAAGAGGCCCACUCCGCCGGUGUUGGUCCCUAUCAGCGCGGGGUCGCAACAAUUAGGUCUGCCCCGAGCCGCGUGGGAGCGAUAUGUCGCGGAGAUGAAUGCCUACAUGCGAGAGUGGAACGCCUUCAACCGCCGGUUGCUGCGUCAUUUCAACGCACGGCAGGAGGCCAUGGAGACCGGGAUGGCUCCCAACUGGAUCGGGGCUGUUGGGGACUCUACGCGUCUCAAGAUCGACGAACUGAAUGGCGAAGAUGACGACCGAGAGGCUCGAGAGGAUGCUGGUCAGGAGAACGAUGAUGAUGUUGUGGCUGGAAAUGCCAAGGCAGGGUACAGUGCGUAUUUGCGUGCACUGGACGAAGACGAACGGGUACAUAAGCAUUGGGAGGUUGCGCGUGAAAUGCACCGCGAGUGCAUCGUGAAGCUUGGCCAGAUGCGCCAAUGGAUCUUGAACGGAGGGAAACUGAUUUGA